This is a messenger RNA of Amorphotheca resinae ATCC 22711, 1432 nucleotides long. RefSeq lists its product as hypothetical. Bases 152 to 1222 code for a protein of 356 amino acids. The transcript has a single exon. The record is from RefSeq and is a predicted model, not a curated record. NCBI's taxonomy places the organism in Eukaryota, Fungi, Ascomycota, Leotiomycetes, Helotiales, Amorphothecaceae.
UGGCGAGAAAAAGGCUAAGAAAUCGAAGAAGAGGAAAAGUCCUGAGGAGGUGAAGGAGGUGCCUGAGAAUGAGGGGAAGGCUGAGGAAUCCAAGGAAUCGAAGAGUAGAAAGUCGAAGAGGUCGAAGAUAUCUACGCCGGCAGAGGUCGAAAUGGCUGGGCUAAGUGUGGUUUCCGGGACAGAGGAGCCUGUUGCGGAAAAGAAGGAGGAGGAGAAGGCGAAGGAAGAAAACAAGGAGAAGGAGAAGAAGGAAAAGAAGGCAAAGAAGGAGAAGAAGGGGAAGGAAGAGAAUGAAAACAAGGGAAAGGAAGAAAAAGAUGAAGGGAAGGAGAAAAAGAAGAAAGAGAAGAAGGAAAAGAAACACAAGUCUGAACCUGCCUCUCAACUCGAACCCAAAUCCGAGUCUGAAUCUGCAGACCAGGUAGGCCUGGCCGACAAAAAGAAGCUAAAGAAGGAAAAGAAGGAGAAGAAAGAAAACAAGGAGAAAGAGGAGGAGAAGGAGAAAGGGGAGGAGAAGGAAACCAAGGAGGAGAAGGAAAAGGAGGAGAAAGAGGAACACAAGGACAAAGAGGAGAAGAAGGAGAAGCAAGAUAAGAAAAAGAAGGAGAAGAAAGGCAAAAAAGAAAAUGAGGAAGGCCAGGACGGGCAGGAAGAGAAGGAGAAGAGGGAGAAGAAGAAGAAGGAAAAGAAGGAAAAGAAAGACAAAUCCGAAGCUGCCUCUCAACCCGAACCCGAACCUGAGCCUAAAUCUGAAGACCAAGUGGAUCUGGCUGAGAAAAAGAAGCCAAAGAAGGAGAAGAAAGAAAAAAAGCAACGAGAGAAAUCAGAAGCGUCUGGCGAAGCAGCUGGUAGUGACGAGGGUUCUUCGAAGAAGCGCAAACGGUCAAAAGAUCAAGACGAAGCCGAACCCGCUGAGAACAGCAAGCCCGAGAAGUCGCACAAGAAGAACAAGGUCGAGAAGCAAGAGCCAGCAAGCAGUAGCCGUACCAAUGGCGGAGAACAAUGGAACCCAGAUGCAUUAACAGGUGAUGCGGCCCGGAAGGAGAAGUUCCUUCGCCUCUUGGGAGCAGGGAAGUCAAACGCAAAGCCCGUCUCCACGCAUACGUCGCAUACGAGCGUCGCGGAUAUUUCGAGGGUGCAGAGCGAGUUGGAGAGACAGUACGAAGCGGGUAUGAAGAUGAAGCAUGAUGGGGGAAGCAAGAGAAGAGGCCUUGGAGCCUAGAAGUCCCUGUAUGAAAACCGCCCAAAAGUCUUGUCUGUAGAUAUCCCGGUUGGAGUUAAUUACCCAUUUGUAUUGGAUAUAGAUGUAUCUGAAAGAGCCCCAUGAACUCCCUGGAAUUUCGCCUGUUUCCCGUGUCGACGCUCCUUUUAUAUAUAUAAUGUACUGUACACCCGGCCUGUCUACAAUAGACAUGACAUGCCGGGUCUUCUU